Ceratotherium simum simum (southern white rhinoceros) is the source of this 2644-nucleotide messenger RNA. Lineage: Eukaryota; Metazoa; Chordata; Mammalia; Perissodactyla; Rhinocerotidae. The record is from RefSeq and is a predicted model, not a curated record.
CGGGCCCUGCCGAGACUCGUCUCUGUCGCGGUCUGGAGUGGGGUCCCUUUUCAGGGAGUGAGGCGGUAACCAUGACAUUUGACGAUGUGGCCAUAUAUUUUUUGGAACAAGAGUGGGAGAUCCUGAAGAAGUGGCAGAAGGAAAUGUAUCAGCAAGUGAUGAAGACCAAUUAUGAGACCCUGGAUUCCCUGGGCUGUGUUUUUUCCAAGCCAGAUCUGAUCACCUGGAUGGAACAAGGGAGAAUGCUAUUAACCAGAGACCAGGGACGCUUAGAGAAAACAAGAAUGACACUUAGCCCUUCUACUGAUGAGCAGUUGGACUUGAAGAAUACUGGAAAGUCGCCGUGUGUUGGUGACCAAGGAACUCUCAGGGCAAAAGAUGAGGAAUGCCAUUUAAAUGGUCUCCAGAAGCAGGGAUCAUGUGCUGCUUUAUCAGGGGAGGAAAGAAAGCUUUUAUCAAAUCAAAGAGCUGCCUUACAACAUCCAAGUCUCCAAGAAACAGAGAUUCUAAAUAAAAACCUCGACAUCACAGCAUCUAAUCAGGACAAGAACAAUCCAUGGCAUGAGUCGAUGGGUACCCCAGGUCACUUGGAACUUCCACCAAGGCCAAGACUUUAUUCUUGCUUUGUCUGUAGGAAGGUCUUCCAGGUAAAGAGAGACUUGGUAAAGCACAAAAGGAACCACUCCAAGAGCCAGCCCUGUAAAUAUCCAAAGUACAAAAACCAAUCCAGAGGGCACUCUAGACUCAGGUGGAACCGGACGAUCCUGUGUAAGAGGAAGCGUUUCCAGUGCGGUAAGUGCGAGAAGAGCUACUCUCUGAAGUGCAGCCUGCUCACUCACCAGGUGGUUCACACGGGGCAGCAGCCCUUCCAGUGCCCCGAAUGUGACAAGACCUUCCGGUAUAAAGCCACUUUGCAGAAGCAUCUGUGUUUGCACAAAGGGGAGAGACCAUUGUCCUAUAAGGAGUGUGGCAAGGGUUUCAUCCAGCAGUGCAAGCUCACUGAGCACUUCAGGGUACACACUGGGGAGGAGCCUUUCCAGUGUCAAGAGUGCGAGAGAAGCUUCCGCCUGCAGAGAAGUUUGAAGGCCCAUCUUUGUCAGCACAGUGGGAAGAAGCCCUUCCAUUGUCCAGAGUGUGGCAGGAGCUUUUCCCGGAAGCCUGCCCUGAAGGCCCACCAGAGGAUACACAGUGGAGAGAAGCCGUUUUCUUGUGAUAAAUGUGAUAGGAAAUUCACCCACAAGACUAAACUCACUGAACAUGUCAGAGUUCAUACGGGAGAAAAGCCCUUCCAGUGUCCUGAGUGUAAUAAAAAUUUCCGCCUAAAGAGAAGCCUAAAAGCCCAUCUGUUUCAGCACAGUGGAAAGAAGCCCUUCCAGUGUCCAGAGUGUGAUAGGAGCUUCUCUUGGAAAAAUGCCAUGAAGGCCCACCAGCGUUUACAUAGCGAGGAGAAGCCCUUCUCCUGUGGGGAGUGUGGCAAGAGGUUUACCCGUCCCUCUAAGCUCGCUCGCCAUAGCAGAGUCCACAGCAGGCAAAAGGAAUUCUCCUGUGGCGAGUGCAAAAAGACCUUUCCUCGGCAAUCGAGGCUCACGGAGCACCUCAAGGUCCACAUCAAAGAAAAGCCAUUCUCCUGCGCAGAGUGCAGCCGGAGCUUCAGCCGACAUUCACACCUCACUGAACACAUGCGACUUCAUGGUGGGGAGGAGCCUUUCCAGUGUCCUGAGUGUGACAAGAGCUUCUUCUGGAAGGCCUCCAUGAAGUUCCAUCAGCGGAUACACAGGGGCGAGAAGCCCUUCGAGUGUAGUGAGUGCAGUAAGACCUAUGCUCAGCAGUCUCAGCUCACUGAACAUAUGAGAAUCCACAGUGGAGAGAAACCCUUCCAGUGUCCUGAGUGCAAUAAAAGUUUCCGUCUCAAAGGAAAUUUGAAAAGCCACCUGCUCCAGCACAGUGGCAAAAAGCCAUUCUCUUGUGUUAAGUGUGGCAAAAGUUUCACUCAGCAGUACAGGCUCACAGAACACAUUCGAGUUCAUAGUGGUGAGAAGCCCUUCCAAUGUCCAGAGUGUGACAAGAGCUACUGCAUAAGGGGCAGUUUGAAGGUCCACUUGCACACACACAGUGGAGAGAAGCCCUUCAGGUGUCCUGAGUGUGGCAAAGGCUUCCUCCAGAAGAGAAGUCUGAAGACCCAUCUGCACCAUCACAGAGGGGAGAGGCCUUUUUCCUGUGAUGAGUGUGGAAGGAGCUUUACAUACAUGGGAGCACUCAACACCCACAUUGCAGUACAUGCCAGGGAAAAGCCCUUGAGUCUCUAGGUCAAGCCACACACAAAGGAAGCAGUGACAGCUUUUUGGUGGAGCAAGCAGCUCUGUUGGCUCUGGCUGAGGCAGGAUAAAGAACUUCAUGGAACACUGGCUUCAGACACACUGGCCAGAUGCAGAGCAGGCAGGGUGUGACAGCUUCUUAACAAAAGUUCCAAAUAAUACAGGCAUAAGAUAGUCAAAGGGGCAUCUCCCCUCUAUAGUCCUCAUGGGCAAGGCCUGUCAGUCAUGGAAGGAACAUUCUACUUCGUUCUGUGAUUUCAUCAGUUUUUUCAGUGUCAUCCAAGAGCAUAGUAAUCCCUUCAUUAAAUUCUGAAACCACAGCCUGAUUG